AUGUACCACGGGUCCAAGUCAAAAUCCCAUCAAUGGGGCAGCUGGUCCGACUGGGUUUUGGAUGAGAACCACCACCGCUACUAUCGUUUUCGCCAGGAUUCUGAAGGGAAUUACGACUAUGACUGGGACCAGCACGACUCGGCCGCCGCCGCUCAUGCGCAAACUCCGCGAGACACAACGAUCAACGACAUAACCGAGGGCCUCAAAGGCCUCACCACCGACUACGAUGGCUCAAUAUCCGAAGAUCAUUUGUCAAACUCGAAAUCCGGCAGGCCCAAGAGCAAGCACAGGCACCGCACAGGCUCCCACGACGAGGACUCGGCACAAGGCGCCUACAGAACCUCGACGGCGGAAUCGUUACAUGUGUCCCAGGCGGGGCAGUAUGAUUACAUGGGAAACCAAUACGUCCACGGAUCAUCCGAAGCACAGUACUACCAGCCGUCGACAUCAGACUCUCAAUCGGCUCCCGUGUACGGCGCAAGAGAAGACCGAUCAGCUGAGAAUCACGCAGCUGACCGACCACUACGUGGGUACGACGAGCGGAACCAUUACGACGAGCGAAAGCACAGCCCUGACCAAGAUCACGAAGACGACGAGCUGGCAAACACUAUAGCGGAGAGCCAGGACUACAAUGCAUACGCAUAUGCGAAUGCUGGAGAGUCAUCAGCAUCGGCUUAUGCUCAGUAUGAUGACGACGAAGACGAGGGCCCGCCUACGCCAAAGGCUCAAUCAGGAGCAGGCAGCUAUCACAUUGCGGCACUCGAGGAGCCAUUAGAAGAGCUUGAUCCACGUUAUCGAGUUGAGCCGUCCAGCAAGUUUCAACCAGGCGAGAUAUUUAAAGUCCAUUGGUCAGAGCCGCAAGGCGCCAGCUCCGAAGGCGCUCCAAGCGUGUCCGGUAAACAUGAAAUCCAGAACCGGUUUGGAACAAAGUUUUUUGUCGGGUUCCGGCGCUUUAUCGUGAUAGCAAACGAUCAGGGCCACUGCACCUGCGUCCCUAUUCUGACGUACGGUGGCAAAGCCUGCAAAAAGAAAGGUGUCAAGGCUGACAAACACGGCAUCAUUCAUGAGCGCGGCAGCAAGCCACGACUACUUGAUAAGGAGCCAAAGCUAGGCUUCCCUCCCGUUCGGGUCGAGAUGAAAGAAGAGGGCGAGAAGCUCUCAAAGGAAUCCCGCGUCAACUAUUCAAAGCUGGUUACGGUAGAACACAACGUCAAGGUGUUUUUCAUCGGAUCAAUUGUGUACAAUGACUGGGAACUUGUUAGCGAUGCCGUAAACCACUGCUGGAACAAAAAGAACCACCAGAAGCAGAGGCAUCGAUAA
Messenger RNA from Trichoderma breve, 1320 nucleotides. RefSeq lists its product as uncharacterized. Lineage: Eukaryota; Fungi; Ascomycota; Sordariomycetes; Hypocreales; Hypocreaceae. The transcript is spliced from 10 exons. The record is from RefSeq and is a predicted model, not a curated record. The coding region runs from base 1 to 1320 and encodes 439 amino acids.